Raphanus sativus (radish) is the source of this 604-nucleotide messenger RNA. RefSeq lists its product as uncharacterized. Gene Ontology annotation, cellular component: TRAPPII protein complex; TRAPPI protein complex; TRAPPIII protein complex. Lineage: Eukaryota; Viridiplantae; Streptophyta; Magnoliopsida; Brassicales; Brassicaceae. Gene Ontology annotation, biological process: endoplasmic reticulum to Golgi vesicle-mediated transport. The record is from RefSeq and is a predicted model, not a curated record.
AGACUAGAGGAUGAUGGAUAUGCUGUUGGAUUUCGAGUUCUGGAGCUUCUUUGCGACCGCGAGAAGGCUCCAAAGACCAAGAGUUCAUGGAAGAGCAAUGCCGAGUUCAUCACGUCUCUCUCUCUCUCUUUGUUCUGAUGUUUAUAUAUGUCGUCUCACUGAAUCAGGGGAACCGGAGAGAGACACGUUUACUUGGAAUUUUAUCUUUCGUCCACAGCACUGUGUGAAAGGUGUUUGGAAAGGUUGCUGAUUCACUUGAGGAAGGAACAGAACAUAAAGAUGAGUACAUGAUCAGUGAAAACGAGCCAAAAGAUAUGGGAACAUUCAACUGCGGUGCGUUUGUUGCUGUCAUAGUGAAGGGAGUUCUGGAUUACGCAGGUUUUCCUGCUGUGCUGAAGGCUCAUUUUGUACCCAUUGAAGGACAACAACGCCCUCGUACUACUAUCUUGAUCAAGUUUGCAGACGAGAUUAUUCCCUACCAUUCAUCCCUCUAUUUCAUUUUCUUUUCCUCAUGAAAAGGACUUAUCUUGACAACUUUGCUCCACCAAUGCUGCACAGGUGCUUAAAUAGAGGUACGGUUAAGCCAAUGAGAAGCACUGUUUAG